This is a messenger RNA of Theobroma cacao (cacao), 1548 nucleotides long. The record is from RefSeq and is a predicted model, not a curated record. Lineage: Eukaryota; Viridiplantae; Streptophyta; Magnoliopsida; Malvales; Malvaceae.
AUGGAGGGGGACUCAUCUGGAGCCCCACCAGCGGAUGCUGACGGGAACCAAGGGAGAGAAGCUGUUAGAGUGGGAUCGAAACGAGGAAGAGUAAGGCUGGAAAGCAAUGAAGAGGGCGCAGAUUCAAUGGUCUUGAUCGAUCAACAGGCAUCGUUGCAGGAUAGUAAACCAAGAUCAUCGUACAGGAAUGUCUUAUUGCAGGAUGAUAUAGAGGCUAUGCUAGAUUCAGAAGAUUCAGAGGACGAGGAUCGUCUUUUGGAAGAUUUUGAGUCUGAUGAAGAUGAGUUUAGAUCUGACAUAGAAGGUCCAUAUAUUAGUCUGACUAGAGCAGAUAAAGAAAGGAUCAGGAAACCAUGGAGGAAAACCCUAACUAUAAAAUUGUUGGGAAGAGAUAUAAGCUAUACUUACCUGUGCAACCGAGUGAAACAGUUAUGGUCCUUAAAAGGAGAGUUCCAGGCAGUGGAUCUAGACAAUGGUUAUUACUGUUUCAAAUUCUCUAAUAAAUCUGACCAUAGGCAUGUUCUAUCAAAAGGCCCAUGGAUUAUUGCGGAUCAUUAUCUUACCAUUCGAAGAUGGUCUCCAGGAUUUCGGUCGGAUGAAGCUUCCAUUGAUUCUGUAGCAGCAUGGAUCAGAUUACCAGGCAUGCCAUUAGAAUUUUAUGAUAAAGAAAUGAUGUCCAAAAUUGGGAAUCUACUUGGGAAAACAUUGAAGAUAGAUCGAACCACUUCCUAUGCAAUAAGCGGAAAGUUUGUGAGGAUGUGUGUUGAACUAGAUCUAACCAAACCCUUAGUUCCCAAAAUCUAUAUAGGAGGACGAUGGCAAAGGGUAGAGUAUGAAGGAUUACACAUGCUAUGCUUCCAUUGUGGGAAAUUUGGGCAUGGUUCAGAUCUUUGUCCAGUCCGUCAAAAGGAAACAGAGGGCUUUUCGGAGGAACAAGUAACCAAAUUAGCUUCAGAAAAGAAAAAUCCUACAAGGGAACAUGAAUCUACACCCUAUGGGCUGUGGAUGGUGGCUAAGAAAACCUAUAGACGGAACAGUGAAAAUAAGACUGAGGGAGGGACCAAAUCUAAACUAAGGAUGUCGUCACAGAUAGGGACGUCCCAAGAAGUGGCUAAACUGGGCUCAAGAUUCUACAUAUUAGCAGAGGAGGGAAAUACUCUAGAUAAUGAGGAAUUUGUUAUUGAGACCGUGCUAAGGGGGGACACGAAAAAAGUACUUAAUAAGCCUAAAAAAAUUGUUGCAGUUGUGCAGAAGAAGCAGAAUUUGAAGGAAUCUCUACAAGAAGCAGCGACUGUAUCUAACAGGAAUCCUACUCCUUCAGCAUCAAAGGGUACACUUGUGACAUCACUGGUUCCUAAGACUGUUUCAUCAGAGAUAGAUAUUAAGAGCAAUGAGAGGAUACAAACAAGGGAGAAUAAUGUUGCAUUGAUGGGGUCAAGUGGAAUGGCUAUACAGAGAAACUCUCAAGCACCGGUGGAGAUAGCAUUAGCUAGUCAGACUCGGAUGGAAACCAUUCCAAUUACUGCAUCUUUCCUAGUACCACAAUAG